CUGAUCACGAACAACUCGCCGCGUGGCAGGCAUUUGGUCCUACUCUCUGGACCGAAGUGGAGGAGCUAAGGAGACAGCAGGAAAGCAAGCGUAUAUGAUCCUAGCGAGGCGCCCGCGAAGUUACCGCCUCCGGCACAAAUUCCCGAUCCCGAUAUCUCAAAUCUGUGCCCUAAUGCAUCUUUAGCCGCCGUCUCCAUUGUUCGUGUUCUACGAAUACUGUGAAGAAAGUCGAUGGGGACUCUGCCGAGCUCUAACUUCAUCAAUUUGAGCUUCGGGUUCCGCCUUCUGCAGGGUGGUGGACGAUUUAGGGGGGAGAGGAGGUGGGUUGUGAAGGAGAAGAAGUGGAGGAAGCUUUGCGUGCAGUGCGAGAAGAGGUCGCUGGAAAUGUGGAGGGUUAGGAGGAGGCGGUGGUUUGAUAAAGUUCGGUGCUUUUCGCUAAGCGAUGGUGAAGGAGAGGAAGAUAGGAGGUCGGGGCCCUCGAGUAGCUCUGGUGAAGAAGUGGAGCACAGGGGUGGUGGUAGUGAUGAUGAUGUACGGUCCGAGAGGACACGUGCAUCUGUUUCUCCGAGGCCACCUAUCUCUUUAGAAGGACCGGUUUACAAUAGCUUUCAGGUUGAUUCAUUCAAAUUGAUGGAACUCCUUGGGCCUGAAAAGGUAGAUCCAUCUGACGUGAAGCUAAUAAAGGAAAAUCUUUUUGGCUAUUCAACUUUUUGGGUGACGAAGGAGGAGCCAUUUGGUGAUCUUAAUGAAGGAAUUCUUUUUCUUGGGAAUCUGCGGGGAAAUAGGGAACAUGUUUUUGCUAAACUUCAACAUAAGCUCCAUGAAGUCGUAGGAGGCAAAUAUAAUCUAUUUAUGGUGGAGGAACCCAAUUCAGAAGGACCCGACCCAAGGGGCGGACCACGUGUAAGUUUUGGAUUGCUGCGAAAAGAAGUUUCUGAACCAGGACCAACGUCUCUAUGGCAAUAUGUUAUUGCUCUCCUCCUAUUUGUCCUUACAAUUGGUUCUUGCGUAGAGCUUGGAAUUGCAUCUCAGAUUAGCAGCCUUCCUCCAGUAGUGGUGAAGUACUUCACAGAUCCAGAUGCUAUAGAACCACCUGAUAUGCAACUUUUAUUCCCCUAUGUGGAAACAGCUUUACCUCUGGCAUACACUGUCUUAGCUGUUCAGCUAAUACAUGAGAUUGGUCAUUUUGCGGUAGCAUUUUCUAAAAAAGUGAAGUUGGGCAUUCCUUUCUUCAUUCCAAAUAUUACACUAGGUAGCUUUGGUGCAAUCACCCAGUUUAAAUCUAUUCUUCCUGAUCGGAGGACAAAGGUUGACAUUUCCAUGGCUGGACCAUUAGCUGGUGCUGCACUCUCCUUUUCAAUGUUUUGUGUCGGCUUAUUGCUUUCAUCAAAUCCAGCUGCUGCAGGUGAUUUGGUUGAAGUUCCUAGCAUGCUUUUCCAGGGAUCGCUUCUCCUUGGACUAAUUAGUCGAGCAACUCUUGGCCACACAGCCAUGCAUGCUGCCACUGUUUCGAUCCACCCUCUUGUAAUAGGUGGCUGGUGUGGCUUAACCACUACUGCCUUCAAUAUGCUUCCUGUAGGGUGUCUUGAUGGUGGAAGGGCAGUACAGGGAGCUUUUGGAAAGAAUGUGCUGUUUGCUUUCGGCUUGGCAACAUACCUGAUGCUUGGACUAGGAGUGCUUGGUGGACCAUUAUCACUUCCCUGGGGCCUGUAUGUGCUAAUAUGCCAGAGAACUCCAGAGAAGCCAUGCCUAAAUGAUGUUACAGGGGUGGGAAAAUUGAGGCAAACAGCUUUAAUAGCAACUAUUUCUCUUGUUGUUUUUACUCUUCUUCCAGUGUGGGAUGAGCUUGCUGAGGAGUUAGGUAUAGGCCUUACAACUGCAUUUUGACUUAGUUUUGCUGAAAUUUUGGCUUUAUAUGGAAACCCAAUUUUGUAUUGAUUUUGAUUGUAUUGAACAAAUAAGUUUUCAUGCAAUUAUGCAUCAAUAAAUGUUGACCUAAUUGAUCAAAGUAUAUUGUAAUUGUCUUUCUUUGUAGAUUUUGAGUUCAUAUUAGAAAUCCAUUUUGAUGGUUGCAGUUGUUUGCAAAA
This is a messenger RNA of Dendrobium catenatum, 2087 nucleotides long. Its product is annotated as probable zinc metalloprotease EGY1, chloroplastic. The coding region runs from base 232 to 1887 and encodes 551 amino acids. Lineage: Eukaryota; Viridiplantae; Streptophyta; Magnoliopsida; Asparagales; Orchidaceae. Gene Ontology annotation, biological process: proteolysis. The record is from RefSeq and is a predicted model, not a curated record. The transcript is spliced from 10 exons.